This is a messenger RNA of Cyphomyrmex costatus, 1108 nucleotides long. Its product is annotated as cuticle protein 64. The record is from RefSeq and is a predicted model, not a curated record. NCBI's taxonomy places the organism in Eukaryota, Metazoa, Arthropoda, Insecta, Hymenoptera, Formicidae. The transcript is spliced from 3 exons. Bases 419 to 958 code for a protein of 179 amino acids.
GAGGGAACCUCUCUCCUUUCCUCCCUCGGCUCGUGCGCUCAAGGUGGCACGGACGCGCUUUUUCUCACGAUGCAAAUCGAAUACAACCGAUACUUCUUUUUCUUUUUUUUUUUCCUUCUUUUCUCGCUCGGGCCGAUAAUGGCUUCGUCCUUCGUGCGAACCUACGAACGGUCUCGCGACGAGUCAUCCGCACCGCAAAGGAUCUAGGAUCUAGGUGAGCGCGUAACGAGUCCCCGAGUGUUCGACCCACCACCCCACUGUCGACGGCGGGAAUCACGCUGUUUACCUCACCUGCGAAUUUACAUCGUCCACGAUUGGCAGGGAAAACUUUUUCCGCAUCUCUCCCCCUUGGAUCUUUGACGCGAGCAAAAACAAUCCGCCGGGGGAUAUAUAAGUGAUCUACGACGGGGUACUCGAGAUGUAUAGUCAGUCAACAGUACCGACACAAGAGAUCGCAAGCACUCGGAGCAACAUGUUUAAGCUGAUCGUCCUUCUCGCCACUGUCGCUUACGCAUCAGCCGACGGCCUAUACUCCGGACACGGAGGGCUCUACGGCUACGGCAGCGGCUACGGCAGCGGCUACGGCAGCGGUUACGGCUAUGGUGGUUACGGCUUGGGUCAUGGAGUAGCGGCGGUCGCACCAUACGUGCACGCUCCAGUUGCCACCAGCUACGCCAAUACGUACAAGGUCGCGGUAGCUCCACCUAUCACUAAGUACGUAGCACCUGCCAUCACAAAAGUGGCGUACGCCCCACCUAUUACAAAGGUAGCCUACGCUCCGACUUAUUCCGCGCCAGCGAUAAGCUACGGCCACUAUGGAUACACGAUUCCGCCAUCGGUCACCUACGUUCACAGCGGUCUUGGAUAUGGUCACGGUCUUGGAUAUGGUCUCGGUAGCUAUGGCUACGGCGGACUCGGCUACGGCCACGGUUACGGAUAUGGUGGAUACUACCACUGAGUGAGAUCGAACUAAAGUCUCGAGGAAGUAGCUUGUCUUCUUCGACAAGUUCGAUUGUAAAUGGCUGGAGACGCAGCCUACUGCCGUACUGCCAAAAACAUUGUCAUCGGCUAUGUACUUGAUGUUCAUAAUAUAUAUUUUCAUACUUUA